Phytophthora sojae is the source of this 3645-nucleotide messenger RNA. RefSeq lists its product as hypothetical. The coding region runs from base 1 to 3645 and encodes 1214 amino acids. The record is from RefSeq and is a predicted model, not a curated record. Lineage: Eukaryota; Oomycota; Peronosporomycetes; Peronosporales; Peronosporaceae. The transcript is spliced from 2 exons. Gene Ontology annotation, molecular function: protein binding.
AUGCCAUGCCCAAGUCCACCGAAGCUUCAUAUUCCUGUUCCAGAUGUCCCCGCACUCCUACUGAAGCUGGAGGAGCAGGACAAGGGGCGAGUCGAUGCAGCACCAUUAGACGAAUCGAUUCAAUCCCUCGCUCGAGAGCAGCAUAGAAUACGCCUUGAAGCUUACCAAGAAGACACUCGAGUCCACGCCCUCCUCGCAGACAUCCGCUCCUCCAGCUUGGCCAGUUUGUACAAGUUCACGCCGCUGUUCAAGUUGUACGCGCGACGACGACUGAGAUCGCGAUGGCGAGUCUGGCGACAGUACGUGGCGUGGCAAGCUGAAGAGCAGCGACGUCUUGAAACUCUUGCUCCAUUUGCUGUUCACAUCCAGCGCGUCUUUCGCUUCCGCAGCCAACGCUGGGCUCGUCGUCGUCGGAACUUGGACGCGUUGUAUGCUCAAUGGGAAGCCGCGCGUACAAUUCAACGCUGUGUGCGUAAAUGGUUACGAAGGCGAGAGAGAAUUCUUCAACCAACCGUGUUGCAUGCUGCGAGACUCCAAGCUGCGUGGAGGGGGCGAGCAACGCGUAAACGGAUAAAGCACGAGCUUCAGACCCAGUUGAGACUACUGCUGGCCUCCAUCUCCCCGACUGGGAACCUCCAUCGACUGCAUGAAAUAGCUCGAGGAGAUCGCGCUCUAGCAGCAAAACUUAACUCGAUGCUGGUGCUUAUCACCGAGACGCACGUUGCUGUCGAAGUAUCUCGGGGUCAGCAGCGAACGCCAAAGUUUAACGCAAUUGCAGCGCGGAAUGCCGCGCGUCCGGUUGAAGCCACACGUCGCCAGCUUUUCCAUGCCGUUCAUGAAUUACGCCAGCUAGUGGCAAAGCGUGAACGAGACUUACAAGCAGCAAAGGAGCGGUUCUUGGAGGCGAAACGCGCUCGGCGAGAGCAGAAGCGAGCAAUUCAUGACGAAACUUUGAAGAAAGAGCUGGCACGAACUACUGAGCGACUUUCAGAAGCUCGGGAGCGUGAAAUGAUGCACAGAAUCGAGAUGGAGACGCGUGAGUUUGUGCAUGCGUUGGGUACGGUCGAGGAGGAUAUGAGAAUCCGUCAGAAGCUCAAGCGUCAACGCCGCGAGCAGGAAGAGAACGCGCUGAUGCUGAUCGAGGAGUACCAGAUGCGCUACGUGGUGGCCGAGUCUCAGCGUCGGGAGCUUGAAGCUCGAGACCGCUUGAUGGAGGUGUCCAAGCGUGAAAAGUUCCUACAGGAGCGAGCUCAACAGCAGCUAAGAGAGAUGGAGACGAUCAUGCGAGCUGAUGCAGAGAAGAAGCUGGAGAUGGAGCGACAGCGCUUGAUAGCGCAUGAAGAAGAGAAGGCACGUUGGGCGAGUUUGUCCAAGGCAGCGAAGGCUGAAGCGCAACAAAGAUUGAGACAACGAGAGAGGGAGGAAGAGGAGUUGCGCUGGCGUUUGGAAGCGGAAGAAGACGCCGAACGAGCGAAGUUUAGAGAAGUUGAGCACCAGAAGGAAGCCCUACGACGGCAAAAACACGAGGAAGUUUGUCGCGAGCAGCAAGAACGAGAACUCAUGGAGGAGGCGGACAAGAGCAGUCGUCGGUGGCAUUUCGCUGAGCGGAAGAGUUUGAUAGCAGAUCAGUGGGCUGCCAAGCGCGAGAAGGAGAAGAUGAAGUACUCUCUCGACCCCAUGCAAUUCGCCAAGAUGGAGGCGCAAAAAGCUCUGGAAGAACGCCAGCGUCGUGAAAAUCUGUUGAUGCGCGACGAAGACGCUCUCAGUCGAGCUGUCGAAGAGAAAGAGCGCAAGGAGCAGUACUUCAAGCUCUGUCGUGAGAGGAAGCGGCUUCGAGACAUCGAACGUCGACGGGAGGCGAAUGAAUCGUCCCUCAUGCAAAGUGAAGACGAUCUAGGACAAGAAACCAGACGAGCGCUACGUCAAGCGGAAGAGUACAAGCGCACGCUGGAGCAGAUGCAACAACUAGCCGACCAAGUGGCCAACAAACAGAAGGACCGACUGCAAGAAGCGAGGAACCGCAAGUUGAUGUACGACGAAGAAACUCGGCAGCAUCGCGUUCAGCAAGUGCAGCUCCAGCUUGAUCGUAUCCUCGAGAAGCGUGAGCGUGAAGCCAUGGAAGAGGAAGACAAGAGAGCUCAGAACCUCGACGCAAUUGAAGCUCGCCUACAAGAAAAAAGAGUCCGUAAAAAGCGCAACUUACGCAUGAUGAGGGAAGACGUGGGGGCUAUGGAGCGCCAGGACUGGGAGCUGGAAGGCACUCACCUGGAAAAGUUGCUCUGGUCAUCACAGGAAAUCGCAGCGCUACGGCACAUGGUGAUCGACUAUCCGAUGUUUCUGAGGGUGAACGUCGAGGUCUUGAUGGAGUUCGCUGAGAACCUGAAGGGACCGCCCCCGCUGAAUCUCCACUACGAAGCUGUAGCAGCUAAUUUGUCCAUUGAACACACCUUGACUGAAGAGAUGGUGCCGGCGAAGAAGAGAAAGCUCCGCAAGUUUUUCUAUCAUGAAUUUUACGAGGAGGACCCGAUUAUGGAGCGGAUUUACCGCCGCAGGAAUCCCCCACCGACUACCGGACCGGGCAGUACCAACCAAUUGACUCGUGAUCGCUGGAAGCGUGUGGCUGCGCAUUUCUUAGGACGUUCAUGGGGGUCAGAGGCGUCUCGAAAAGGGUUUGCACUCAUGCACAAUGGGCAGUACGAAGAAGCUUGCAAGUGUCUUCUGGAGGCGGUUCACAGCAUGCAGUACACUCGAUUCCACGAUCAUUCAGCAACUUCUUCGUAUCAAGAUGUCCCACCUGCACUGCUACGACAACUUGGACGCUGCUUGUUAAAGCAGUUUGAAGUGAGUUCAGAGUGGGGAUAUCUCAGCAAGUCCUUGUUUUUCUUUCAGCAGGCCAGCACGCACCUCGUGUUCCUCAGCAACCCGUCGUUCCUGCAAGAAAUCGCCUACGCACUGGAAUUGAACGGGGACUAUCGCCAUGCUGCGGAACUUCUUGGUAGUAUCAUCUCGUGCUUCCCCAGAUAUGCUCGACUGAUGGAGGUGAUCUUUCGAGCUGGCAUUGUCAUGUUCUCGUUGAAGAUGUUUCGUCAAAGCCGUGAAUAUGUCCUACACACCAUGGAUGCUUCGCCUUUCGGCUGGGAAUCCUUUGAUAUUGUCUUCCUGGCUGCUCGAAUCAUGGAGUUAGAGGGAAAGUCCAGUCGUCAGCUAUGCGCGGUGGCAUACGACGACGCAUAUAGCAAAACUUACCGGGGGAAUCUGCACUCCGUUCAUCACACAUGGCAAGACUGGAUCAAAGCUCCUGAGACCUGGCGGGAAGCCGGGGAUCGCUACUUCCAUCAACGAGAGUACGUGCUGGCGAAAGAUGCGUACCUGGUGAUGAGGAAGCGUCAGACGCACAAGCCUUCAGAGUUAACCACUAAACGGAAGGCGGUGAUGGCAGCUCUUCGUCGACAGCAAUCACAGCACGAGAUAGAUGCUGUCUCGAAGCUCGACGACUCGGACUGGAUGCGCUUGAGCUGCUCGUUUGCGAUGCUGAAUGACCGAGCAACGGCUAUCACAGCUUUGAGCAAUUGGCUCAACGCUGGCGGUGGAUACCGAGCACGAGUGGCGGAGCGCUUGCUUCGCUGGCCUCUUGUGAGUGGUUAG